Molecule: messenger RNA, 1704 nt
Organism: Danio rerio (zebrafish)
Lineage: Eukaryota; Metazoa; Chordata; Actinopteri; Cypriniformes; Danionidae
Gene: pgm5
Product: phosphoglucomutase 5
Biological process (GO): carbohydrate metabolic process
Cellular component (GO): sarcolemma; adherens junction; cytoskeleton
Molecular function (GO): intramolecular phosphotransferase activity
Source: RefSeq, marked provisional
AUGGAGACAAACCCUAUACCCAUUUUGACCAUCCAAACUACACCCUUCGAUGACCAGAGACCAGGUACAAACGGGCUGCGAAAGAAGACUGCAGUGUUCGAGAGCAAUAACAACUAUCUUCAAAACUACAUCCAGAGUGUGCUGUCCUCCAUCGACCUGAGGGACCGACAGGGAUGCACUAUGGUGGUGGGCAGCGAUGGAAGAUACUUUAGCCGGGCAGCGACCGAAGUCAUCGUUCAGAUGGCAGCUGCCAACGGGAUAGGACGUCUGGUGAUUGGACACAACGGGAUCCUGUCCACCCCAGCAGUGUCCUGCAUCAUCAGGAAGAUUAAAGCUAUUGGUGGUAUCAUCCUCACUGCAAGCCACAGUCCGGGAGGACCAGGAGGAGAUUUUGGGAUCAAAUUUAAUGUCGCGAAUGGAGGACCAUCUCCAGACACAGUGAUAGAGAGAAUCCACCAGGUGAGCCGCACUUUAGAGGAAUAUGCUAUUUGUCCUGACCUGCACAUCGACCUUUCCCGACUCGGCCGUCAGGACUUUGAUUUAGAGAACAAGUUUAAACCCUUCAGAGUUGAGAUUGUGGAUUCAGUGGAGAUCUAUUUCAACCUGCUGAGGGGCAUUUUUGACUUCAGUGGCAUCAAGAGCUUGCUGACAGGCCCAAACCAGCUGAAGAUUCGAAUAGAUGCCAUGAAUGGAGUAAUGGGACCAUAUGUCAGAAGAAUCCUAUGUGAUGAGCUCGGAGCUCCAGCUAACUCUGCAGUGAACUGUGUCCCUCUGGAGGACUUUGGAGGCCAACACCCAAACCCAAACCCUGCUUUCGCUGGACCUCUGGUGGACUCCAUGAAGGGCGGAGAGUUCGGCUUUGGAGCUGCUUUUGAUGCAGAUGGGGAUCGUUACAUGAUCAUGGGUGAGAAUGGGUUUUUCGUGAGUCCGUCAGAUUCGCUUGCAGUGAUGGCUGCAAAUCUCUCCUGCAUCCCUUACUUCAGUCAAAGAGGAAUCCGAGGUUUUGCCCGCAGUAUGCCAACCAGCACAGCCAUUGACAGGGUUGCUAAGGCUAUGAAAGUGGCACUUUAUGAAACGCCCACAGGCUGGAGAUUUUUUGGCAACCUGCUGGAUUCGGGGAGGUGUUCGUUCUGUGGAGAGGAGAGCUUCGGAACAGGUUCAGACCAUAUUCGAGAUAAAGAUGGUCUGUGGUCAGUUCUGGUUUGGUUGUCCAUCAUGGCAGUGCGUAAGCAGGGAGUGGAAGAAAUUGUGAGAGAUCACUGGGCCAAAUUGGGACGCAAUUACUUCUGCAGGUUUGAUUAUGAAGGAGUGGACGGCAAGGCAGCGUUUUACCUCAUGAGAGAUUUGGAGGCCGUUAUCACUGAUAAAGCUUUCACCACUCAGAAGUUUUCAGUGGGCAAUACUGUCUACAGUGUGGAGAAGGCCGAUAAUUUUGAGUACAUAGACCCAGUGGACGGCAGUGUGUCACGGAAACAGGGCCUAAGGAUCAUCUUUACCGAUUCAUCCCGAAUCAUCUUUCGGCUCAGUGGUUCUGGGUCUGGAACAGGAGCAACCGUUCGCAUCUAUGCUGAAAGCUACGAGAGAGACCCUGAAAGACACAACAGAGAGACUCAGGUUGUGCUGGGUCCUCUCAUCGCCAUUGCUCUGAAAAUCUCCAACAUCCACGAACGAACUGGACGCAGAGGGCCUAAUAUCAUCACCUGA